Messenger RNA from Dioscorea cayenensis subsp. rotundata (Guinea yam), 1043 nucleotides. RefSeq lists its product as uncharacterized. Gene Ontology annotation, biological process: proteolysis. The transcript is spliced from 8 exons. The record is from RefSeq and is a predicted model, not a curated record. Bases 252 to 1043 code for a protein of 263 amino acids. NCBI's taxonomy places the organism in Eukaryota, Viridiplantae, Streptophyta, Magnoliopsida, Dioscoreales, Dioscoreaceae. Gene Ontology annotation, molecular function: cysteine-type peptidase activity.
GACUUCAACCACAAAGAACUUUCAUCAGCGUAAAAAAAGGCAUUCGCAAAGGAUUCAGAGUAGUAGAACAUUGUAUUCAAAUGACGAGAGCAUGAUAGAUACUAAUAAGUUUAAAUUUUAUUUUGAGCAUCUAUGGGAAAAUUUAUCUGAAGAAAAUAGGAGGUCUUCUAUAUGUCUUGAUUCUUUAUGGUUUUCUAUGUACAAGAGCAAGGUGACAAAGGACAAGGCAACCAAACAUUGAGAAGCCUUUCAUGUUACUAUUAGAUUCACUUCAUCAAGCAAAUCCAAAGAGGUUGGAGCCGGAUAUAAGAAGAUUUGUAUUGGACAUUUGUCGAACUGAGGCAAGAGAUGAGAAUAAAGCGGCUAUAUCAAAGAUUCCUCUUCUUAUUCCCAAUGUUCCGCAACAAAGAAAUGGUGUGGAUUGUGGCAUCUUUGUUCUCUACUACAUAUAUUUAUUUGUCCAAAAUGUCCCUACAAAUUUUGCUUUAGAUGGCUACCCAUAUUUUCUUAAGGAAGAUUGGUUUUGUCAAGAUGACAUAGAAAACUUUCGGACAGAAAUUCAAUUUUUUGGAUCUUCUAGUGCAACAAAGAAAAAUUGCAGAGGUGUGACACGAGGAUAUGAUUUGCAAAAGUUGGUGAAAAUAACAAAAAAUAAGCUUCCUAUUUAUAUUGAUAUAGAUCAAGGUAGACCAUUAGACCGGGUUCAAUCGGCAAAGCUAUCAAAUGAGUUGGGUGUUAUUGCUCGGACUUAUUUACCUUGUCCACGAUCAUUCAAGAAACUUGACUGGAAAGAGCACAUAAAACCAUCAUUUGAGCGUCUUAGGAUGAAUUUGGAUGUUAUUGACAUCGAGACAAAUCCAAGGAUAGCUGAUUGUGUAGUUGCUAUAUUGAAAAAUAGAAUUAGAGAUCAUCGUCAAUCUUUAAAUAAGUAUUAUUUGAGUUUUUCUGAUUAUGAGGAUGCAAGGAAGAAAAAACCUAAUGAGUUUAUUACUCAAGCGAAUUGGGAGGAUUUGUGUGAUUAUUGGGAUAAUGAUAAAAACUAA